GCGUUGCUGUGGCUUCGUCGCAUUCACGUCUUGUCAUGGCUGCCAUAGCACUGGUACAGGGUGCGAGUAGGGGUCUGGGACUCGAAUUUUGCAGAAAUAUCUUAAUAAACAAAGCCCCAGGAGCAUUGAUCGCGACAUGCAGAAAUCCGGACAAUGCCGCGGAGUUGAUGAGCUUAGUUGCGCAACAUCCGGGGAAAAUGACCGUUCUGAAAUUGGACGUAAACAGAGAAGAUGAUAUCCAACGCGCGGCUGAACAUGUUAAAAAGGUAUUCGGCAAAGUUGACCUGAUCAUCAACUCCUCAGCGAUGCUUCAUCCCUCUGGCAAAGGUGAGACCAGCCUGAAGGAUGUUUCUGCACAGGGAAUAAUCUCAACAUUGACAACAAACACUGUGGGACCAUUGGUGAUGGCCAAGUACUUCGCUCCGCUAUUGCAGAAGGGUAGUGGUGCAUUUGGCCAGCAGCCGCCAGAGAAAACCAAACGGCAUAGUGGGAUCAUUGUCAACAUCACUGCAAAAGUGGGAUCCAUUGGUGAUAACGGUCUUGGCGGGUGGUACAGCUAUAGGAUGUCCAAAGCAGCACUCAACAUGGCCACGCGGAACCUGUCCAUUGAACUGGGGAGGAGCAGACCCAGAGUGGUGUGUGUGUCCAUGCAUCCCGGCACAGUGAAUACAGAUUUGUCUCGUCCCUAUCACAAGAAUGUGCCCAAGGACAAGCUCUUCAGCACGAGCCACUCCGUGCACUGCCUCAUGAGCAUUAUAGAUAGCCUGAAUAUUGACAAAACGGGGAAAGCAUACAACUGGAAUGGUUCAGAACUGCCCUGGUGAAAAAUAACAACACUACACAUAUUCCUCGACAAAGCUUACCAACCUCAGUCAACUCAGGUUUUAUCUUAUAUUCUGACCGACUGUACCAACUGUUAAAUAAAGGUUAAAUUUUAAAAAUCAAAAUAAACUGUACCAAAAAUAAUGAGUUUCUGCGUAUGGGGCUUUCGAUGAAUGAUGGUGGUAUAUUGUGUCCUAGAAGCUGGCAUGAGAAAAUAGAUACUUUAGUGUUCUUGUUUUACUCAUAUUAAAAUGGAAUUAUCUGUGUAAGAUUGUUGGUAAAAGAGUGACAGUUAAAACAGACACCUUCCUUCAAAUAGAGCAUGAAAAGUUUGGGGCUUUUUUUUGUUUGUUUUGAAACAACGAAAGCAAUAAAGAUAAAUGUUAAAGAGUAA
Oncorhynchus nerka (sockeye salmon) is the source of this 1216-nucleotide messenger RNA. RefSeq lists its product as uncharacterized. The record is from RefSeq and is a predicted model, not a curated record. Bases 36 to 824 code for a protein of 262 amino acids. The transcript has 3 exons. Gene Ontology annotation, molecular function: oxidoreductase activity. Gene Ontology annotation, cellular component: cytoplasm. NCBI's taxonomy places the organism in Eukaryota, Metazoa, Chordata, Actinopteri, Salmoniformes, Salmonidae.